Messenger RNA from Archocentrus centrarchus (flier cichlid), 976 nucleotides. Its product is annotated as calnexin-like. The record is from RefSeq and is a predicted model, not a curated record. The coding region runs from base 149 to 508 and encodes 119 amino acids. The transcript is spliced from 5 exons. NCBI's taxonomy places the organism in Eukaryota, Metazoa, Chordata, Actinopteri, Cichliformes, Cichlidae.
CAGUGUUGUACCCAUUAUAACGUGGUAACUGUAUAACUGCAGUCAUGUCAGCAAGUGAUUUUAGAGCAAAGUCCAACACUACAAGGAUUUGAGGAAGUGACUUUUAAAGGCUCUCCAGGAACGCUGAAAAACAGCUCGUGUUUUAGAGAUGGACGUGAGCUUUGUGCUGCUGUGUGUGAUGCUGGCAGCAGAUGUGACACCAGCUUCUGCUGCAGAAAAGCCAGGUAUCAUUGAGACCCUCAUCCUGGCCACCUUCCAGCGUCCCUGGCUCUGGAGCGUCUAUGUCUUUGCUGUUGGACUCCCCGUCAUUCUCUUCAUAAGCUUCAUGUGGCCAGACAAGAGGUUCGGCCCCCCAGAUCAACCGUAUUACUAUAAGAAGAGUGAUGAUCCUCAACCAGAUGAUCCUGAGGUUUCACUGCCGAGAAAAUCGACAGAUGAAGGAUCAACCUUACAAGAGGAAACCCUGCGAACUCACAAGAGCUUGCUGAGAAGAAAGACUAAGGACUGAGUGAAUACAAGCACAGCAUUUCCUUACUUAGUCAAACUAAAAACAUUAACGUAACCAGUGCAGUUAGGUUUGAUCUUUCAAACUACAAUAAAUACCUUUAAAGGUUCCCACUGUGUGUAUUAUAGUAUGGAAGCCACAUACUGGGUCCUGGCAUUCAUGUGGAUCAGCCAUACCAUUGCAGGAUUAUGCAUUUCACCACGCCACAAAAUCUGCUCAGGAAUUAAACAGAGGAACACCUCAAAGACACUCAAGUGUUAAUCCCCCUACAAAUUCACCACAUCCCAGUCAUCUGUAGGAUACACUGGGACACACUUGAUCCACAACCCACAACCAACUGGACAUAAAAGAUGGCAUGUUGAUGAAAUGCUACAUUAUUAUAGUAAUUAUGUAUUUUGAUGCUAUAUUGUCUCAUCAUAUCCAGUCUGUUAGUUUGUUGUGCACAAUACUGGUUCCACCAUGAGGUACUGU